AUGUCUUCGACGGUCGAAACUAUCACUUCCCUCGUUGCUUCCGCCACAGAGUCCGCUGUCGACAGCAGCGACCCCACCGCUGAUGCCAGCCAAGACGAGUGCUCAGGAAACCCUGACAACGCCGAUACCUUCCUCCACCUCCGCAUCGCAUCCAUAUUCAUCAUCUUGGUCUGUUCGAGUCUCGGUACCCUUUUCCCUGUCAUCGCUCGUCGUUCGCGCCUGCGCAACGUCAUCCCCAAGUCUGCCUUCGAUUUUGCAAAGUACUUUGGUUCGGGCGUCAUUAUUGCCACUGCCUUCAUCCACCUCCUCGACCCUGCCACCGACGCCCUUAGUAAUCCCUGUCUGACGGGAGGGUGGCAAGAUUAUCCCUGGGCCCUCGCCCUCUGCAUGUUCAGCAUAUUCGUCAUCUUCUUCGUCGAGCUUUUUGCCUUCCGAUGGGGCACGGCAAAACUUGCGAAGCUCGGCAUAACCUAUGAUUCUCAUGGACAUAAUACUGGUACAGGCCAUGCUGCACAUGGACCUGAGGCGGCAGUGGCCACCGAGACUGCGAGUGCGCAAGCGCCUGAGCGACCGGUAUCGUCGGGCGAGUUGAUUAAGGCCUCGGCGUUGGCACAAGUCAUUGGCAUCUUCAUUCUUGAAUUCGGGGUGUUGUUGCAUAGUGUCCUGAUUGGGCUUACCCUUGCGGUUGACGAGGAUUUCAAGGUCCUCUUCGUCGUUCUCAUCUUCCAUCAAACAUUCGAAGGUCUCGGUCUAGGAUCUCGACUCGCCUUCCUCAAGCUUCCAAAGAAAUACAACUACGUAGCUUACGUCGCCGCCAUUAUCUACGGGCUUUCCACGCCUAUCGGUAUCGCCGCUGGACUCGGUGUGCGCUCAACGUACAAUCCCGACUCUGCCAAGGCGUCAGCUGUAUCUGGUAUCAUGGACGCGCUGAGCUCGGGCGUGCUUGUGUACACUGGCUUGGUAGAGCUCCUUGCGCAUGAGUUUUUGUUUAGUAGUGAGAUGAGGGAGGCGAGUAAUGGGAAGCUUAUAUAUGCGUGUGUUUGCAUGCUCUUCGGUGCGGGGUUGAUGUCUUUGCUUGGGAGAUGGGCAUAG
Messenger RNA from Fomitiporia mediterranea MF3/22, 1092 nucleotides. Its product is annotated as ZIP zinc/iron transport family. The transcript is spliced from 6 exons. The coding region runs from base 1 to 1092 and encodes 363 amino acids. Gene Ontology annotation, molecular function: zinc ion transmembrane transporter activity. Lineage: Eukaryota; Fungi; Basidiomycota; Agaricomycetes; Hymenochaetales; Hymenochaetaceae. The record is from RefSeq and is a predicted model, not a curated record. Gene Ontology annotation, cellular component: plasma membrane. Gene Ontology annotation, biological process: zinc ion transmembrane transport.